Pyricularia pennisetigena is the source of this 1014-nucleotide messenger RNA. RefSeq lists its product as uncharacterized. NCBI's taxonomy places the organism in Eukaryota, Fungi, Ascomycota, Sordariomycetes, Magnaporthales, Pyriculariaceae. The coding region runs from base 1 to 1014 and encodes 337 amino acids. The record is from RefSeq and is a predicted model, not a curated record. The transcript has a single exon.
AUGGUACAGGUCAAGUUGGCGGCGCUCCUCGCCAUCGCGGAGCUGGCUGCUCACGUCUCUGCCAGUGACACGCUCAACAAACCCCCGCUGCUGCCGAACCUAGACAUGCUCUGGGAGGGCCUGGAGAAGAAACUAACUACACCCAAGACAGAAAUCAAGCAGUGGAGGGACAACGUCAUUUCUGAGGACUGCAAGAUCAUGGCCGAGAGAGAGGGUGUCCCACCAAAUAGUAUGAUCCAAUAUGAGGUCAGCUAUGGCGAUUGCAAGAUGCCGUGGCUGCUCUGCGCCGCCAAGGACCACCCCAGCAACAUGAAGGACAUCGCCAAGUUCUUUGGCAUGGUUCCCGCCAAGCUGCGGCAGGCGACAAAGCACGCCGCCUUCUUCAAGCCCAAUACAGCCAAGUCGAAGGCUGGUGCCUACGCCUGGGGCGACCAGCUCGCCUUCAUGAUGGACCCUAAGGGCAUCGGCAUCUUCCUGCACGAGGUCUCGCACACUGCCGACCUCGGUGCCAAGGACUCGCAUUUUGGAAAGGUCCAGGGCGCCUUCACUGACAACAAGAUCUGGACAGACGCCAUACAGAAGGAUCAGGCCAUCUCGGACAAGUACGGCCAAACCAACAAGCACGAGAACCUGGCCCAGUACGCCGGUCUGGUCCUGUACGAUACUCUGGUCGACGGUGGUCUCAAGAAGAUUAUCAAUGACGUCGACAAGAUCAAGAACCAGCUCGACGCCUUCAAGACGGCAACCAAAGAGUGCAGGUGGGGCGGCAACAUGCUCAAGCUCGACCAGACAUGCUCCAAGCGCCCGCCCAACGCCAAGCCCAUCGACCUAGGGGCCAAGCCAGAAGACAAGAAGGAUGAUAAGAAAGACGACAAGCAAGGGAAGGGCAAGGGAAAGAGAAAGUUGCGGUUCCGCCGUGAUGCUCGUUCCAUAUUCUGGCCCAGGGCUUCCGCCUCGGCCGACCAGGUCGAGAAGCGCGAUGAGCCUACCAACUGCGGUCUUUUGUCUGCGUAA